AUGGAAAGAAUAUUCAAUUGCAGCAAGUGGGUAUCUGAAUGUUGGGAUGAUGGAGAAAGCUUUGCUGAUGCUAAGGAAGAUGAGAGUGUGAUGCCCCUUCAAAGAAGGAAACUAGCAUUUGAGUUUCUUCUCAAUCUUUAUGCAAAAACUAACAAUAAAAAUGAACUUUACAGAGUUCGGAACGCAUACAAGCCAUCAUAUGUACUAGUGGAUACAUCAUGUUGCCACAUGAUUACUGCUCUAGCGCAGCUGGAUGAUCUUGAUGGAGCUGAGAAGAUAUUUGGGGAGUGGGAGUUACAGUGCACCAUUUAUGAUUUACGGGCUGAUUCAGUUGUAAACAGCGCUGAGAGAGGAAGAACACCAUAUGCCAGUACAUGGAAUGUUUUAGCUAUGGGGUUUAUGGAGCAUAAUCAGAUGCCCAAGGCAGUUAAGAUGUUGAAGAAGGCAAUGUCCGUUGGAAGAAGAGGGUGGAGGCCAAGUUCCAUGGUAUUUGCAGCCCGUCUGGAGUACUUGGAAGAGCAAGGAGAUGGAAGAGGAAUGGAGGAGAUGGUAUGUUUAUUGAAGAACUCAGGGCCUUUGACAAGGGAUAUGUAUCAUAGUUUGCUGAGGUGUCGCAUCAAGACAGUUUCUGAGAUUGUUGAUCAGAUGAAAAUGGAUGGUUUUGAUGCUGACAAAGAAACACAUAAGAUCCUUGAAAGUGUACCAAGUUUAUUGCCCCAUUGGGGCCGUCUUUUUUUAUGA
Messenger RNA from Theobroma umbraticum, 741 nucleotides. Its product is annotated as pentatricopeptide repeat-containing protein At2g20710, mitochondrial-like. Gene Ontology annotation, cellular component: mitochondrion. Gene Ontology annotation, molecular function: protein binding. NCBI's taxonomy places the organism in Eukaryota, Viridiplantae, Streptophyta, Magnoliopsida, Malvales, Malvaceae. The record is from RefSeq and is a predicted model, not a curated record.